This is a messenger RNA of Cyprinodon variegatus (sheepshead minnow), 1380 nucleotides long. Its product is annotated as poly(rC)-binding protein 2. The record is from RefSeq and is a predicted model, not a curated record. Gene Ontology annotation, biological process: regulation of gene expression; regulation of RNA metabolic process. Gene Ontology annotation, cellular component: nucleus; nucleoplasm; cytoplasm. Lineage: Eukaryota; Metazoa; Chordata; Actinopteri; Cyprinodontiformes; Cyprinodontidae. The transcript has 13 exons. Gene Ontology annotation, molecular function: mRNA binding; single-stranded DNA binding. The coding region runs from base 218 to 1198 and encodes 326 amino acids.
UUGUUGUCUUUGUGUAAAGGAGUGGAGCUCGAUCUCGCAUCACUCUUCCCUCUUCCCCGAGUCCUUUCUAAACUCUCCCCCGGGUUUUUACCCUCCCGAACCUCUCCCCUUCUACCCUUAAAACCCCAACCCUCCCCCGGUCAGCCAGUAGCGCUCCGAUAAGACCCGUGUCUGACCAAAGAUCCGUGGUUCUGUUCAGCCCACGACUGUUGCAGUUAUGGACUCCGGAAUGAUUGAAGGCGGACUCAAUGUCACCCUCACCAUCAGGCUGCUCAUGCAUGGCAAGGAGGUUGGAAGUAUAAUUGGAAAGAAAGGUGAAUCUGUGAAGAAGAUGAGAGAAGAGAGUGGGGCUCGAAUCAACAUCUCUGAAGGCAACUGUCCUGAACGGAUCAUCACCUUGGCAGGUCCGACGACGGCCAUCUUUAAAGCUUUCUCUAUGAUCAUAGAGAAAUUGGAAGAGGAUAUCAGCAGCUCAAUGACAAACAGUACAGCUACCAGCAAGCCUCCAGUCACCCUCCGCAUUGUAGUGCCUGCCAGCCAAUGUGGCUCACUCAUAGGAAAAGGUGGCUGCAAGAUCAAGGAAAUCCGAGAGUCAACCGGCGCUCAGGUACAAGUGGCAGGAGACAUGCUUCCCAACUCCACAGAGCGUGCCAUCACCAUUGCUGGAACCCCACAGUCAAUAAUUGAGUGUGUUAAGCAGAUCUGUGUGGUCAUGCUUGAGUCUCCCCCUAAGGGGGUCACCAUCCCAUACCGACCCAAGCCUUCCGGAUCCCCCGUCAUCUUUGCUGGCGGACAGGCCUAUGCUGUACAAGGACAGCACGCGAUCCCACAGCCAGAUUCUUCCUCUGCUGCUAUUUCUCCACAGCUCACCAAGCUUCACCAGUUGGCUAUGCAGCAGAGUCCUUUCCCUAUUGCACCAGGCAACCAGGGAUACACUGGGAUAGAUGCUUCUGCUCAGACUAGUUCCCAUGAGAUGACCAUUCCAAAUGAUCUGAUCGGAUGCAUCAUUGGUCGCCAGGGAGCCAAGAUCAAUGAGAUCAGGCAAAUGUCUGGCGCCCAGAUCAAGAUUGCAAAUCCAGUGGACGGAUCCACUGACCGGCAGGUUACCAUCACCGGCUCGCCCGCCAGCAUCAGUCUGGCAGAGUACCUCAUCAAUGCAAGGCUUUCUUCUGAGGCCACAGGACUGGCAGCCAACUGAUAAGACACAGCAUCUGCACUAAAUCACACUUUUAUAUCAUCGGCUACCGUAAAAUUCAGGCAAUGCAACUAUACAACUUCAGAGUUUAUAUAAUGUAUAUCCUCUUUUCUCAUUUGAAUCAUGUCAUCCGAUUUGAUCUGCUGAGUUCCUUAUUUAUUUUCUUUGUUUCGGUUUGGUUUUAG